Messenger RNA from Rhododendron vialii, 1209 nucleotides. Its product is annotated as serpin-ZXA-like. The record is from RefSeq and is a predicted model, not a curated record. Lineage: Eukaryota; Viridiplantae; Streptophyta; Magnoliopsida; Ericales; Ericaceae. The transcript has 2 exons. Gene Ontology annotation, molecular function: serine-type endopeptidase inhibitor activity. The coding region runs from base 63 to 1028 and encodes 321 amino acids.
CUCCCCCUUUUCCUCCAUUAUUGGGCAUUUUGAAUCGGCCCUAUCAACCUUUUCCUCCAGUGAUGCCGGUGGCAAAGGGUGGUGGGUCCUCUAACAACGCGGAGGAUGGUCCGACGGUGAUAAUGGUCAAUGGAGUCUGGGUCGAUGAACGUUUUCCUCUAAGACCAUCCUAUAAAGAGCUUAUUAGAGGUGUCCACAAGUGUGAAGCAAAAACAGUUGAUUUCUUGCAUAAGGCGUCUGAAGUAGUAGAUGAAAUUAACUCAUGGGCUGAUGAUGCAUCGAGAGGGCUUAUCAAAGAUGUUCUCCAACCUGGAUCCCUAAGUUCAGAUACAGCAAUCGUACUAGGGAAUGGGCUAUACUUCAAAGGACUUUGGGACAGCGAUUACAAGUUUGAUGCAACCCGCACUAAAAACAGGGAUUUCUAUCUUUCCAGCGGCAAUAUUGUUUCAGUUCCGUUCAUGACUAGCCAUAAGAAAUACUAUUUUGGAUCAUUUGAUGGUUUCAAGGUCCUUCGUAUCCCAUACCAAGGCCGGAAACUCAACAAGAAUUUCUCCAUGUACUUCUUUCUCCCAAAUGAAAAGGAUGGGUUGAAAAAUCUUGUAGAAAAGUUCAAUACAUGUCCAUGGUUCUUACAGCAGAACCUUAACUUAAGGGAAGUACGGCUUGAUGAAUUUUGGAUCCCUAAAUUUAAAUUCUCGUUUCAUUUUGACGUUUCUAGUGUCAUGAAGGAUAUGGGGGAACCGUUAACUUUUCUGCAAAACCCAAAAGAUUGGUCGGACAUGAUGCAUAUUCCCGAGGACGUCCCAAUCAUGAAACCAAACAUGAUUCAGAAAGCUUAUAUUGAGGUAGACGAAAAAGGCACGGAGGCUGCAGCCAUUACUAUUAUGGUCGGGUGUGGGUGUGCGUUCAUGUCCCCGCCAAAAACUGAAAGUUUCGUUGCUGAUCAUCCUUUUAUGUUCAUGAUCAAGGAAGAGACAUCAAAUUCAGUUUUUUUCACUGGAGCAGUAGUUAAUCCCAACUCUAGUUAGUUUCUUUUAGUAGGGCAUGGUAACGUUUACUUGAGUUUCAUAAUCUUCAGUUUAUAAGUAUAGAGUUUCACGAGAUUAAAGGAAUAAAGUAGUUUAUAAUCUAGUUCUUUAUGCGAAUUUAAUUAAUUUGCUGCAAUAUUGAAAUCCUGUUAUAUAUCAGCAAUGAAAUCUAGUCCUUUUC